Molecule: messenger RNA, 1443 nt
Organism: Kwoniella shivajii
Lineage: Eukaryota; Fungi; Basidiomycota; Tremellomycetes; Tremellales; Cryptococcaceae
Exons: 17
Coding region: 1-1443 (480 amino acids)
Biological process (GO): proteasome-mediated ubiquitin-dependent protein catabolic process; regulation of proteasomal protein catabolic process; protein deubiquitination
Molecular function (GO): protein binding; proteasome binding; cysteine-type deubiquitinase activity
Source: RefSeq, a predicted model, not a curated record
AUGACAGCUACACGAUCACACAUCAUGCGAGUCAACAUAAAACAUUCUGGUAAAACUCAUCAAGUUGAAGUCGAUCCUUCUAAACCUGCAACCGACUUCAAAGAUGUUAUAUAUCAAGCUACUGGUGUACCUGUCGACAGGAUGAAAGUGAUGAUCAAAGGUCUAUUGAAGGAUGAUACGGAUCUGUCUAAACUUGGUCUAAAACCUGUGAUCGGUACAGCUGGCCCAUUACCUACUGCGCCGACUGAAAAGAUAACAUUCAUAGAAGACAUGGAUCAAGAUCAAAUUGCUAUAGCUGAAGGAAACCCCGCUGGACUGGUUAAUUUGGGACAAACAUGUUACUUGAAUUCAACAUUGCAAGCGUUAAAAACGAUUCCUCAACUGAAUGUAGCUCUAGAUGGCUUCUCAUCAACAUCCUCCGCACCAGAAUCUAAAGUUACAAACUCACUCAAAAACUUGUUUAGCGGCUUAAACCAAACUGCUGAUCCUGUACCUCCAUUCGCUGUUUUAAGUAAUCUAAGAAUCAUGGCUCCUCAGUUUGCUGAAACUGAUAAUGCUGGAAGGUAUUCUCAACAAGACGCCGACGAAGCUUGGACUCAACUACUUUCGGCACUUAGAGCGAGCUUAGGAGGAAAUGCUGGUGGUGAAAGUGUCAUCGACAAAGCGAUGGGUAUUGAGCUUACUACUAAACUUCAAUGCGCCGAGGCACCUGAGGAAACCCCUUCUACUACCAAAGAAAGACAUCUAAAGUUGCAAUGCAACAUAUCCAUAAAUACCAAUUUUCUUAUUUCUGGAAUCCAAGAUAGUUUGAAUCAGCAAAUCGAGAAGACCAGUCCAACAUUGGACAGAAUGGCUGCCUAUUCUUCUGAAUCUCGUCUAUCUAGAUUACCUCAAAAUUUGAUAGUUCAUAUGGUACGAUUCUACUGGAGAAGGGACAUUCAAAAGAAAGCAAAGAUCAUGAGAAAAGUCAAAUUCCCAUUACAACUGGAUUCCUUAGACUUGGUGACAGAUGAAGUUCGAUCUCAAAUCCAGCCUACCAAUUCGCUUGUAAAACAGAUACUUAAAGACCGAGACGAUAGGGCUAAGAUCAUCAAACGUAAUGCUGGAAAGGCAACGAGCGAUGAUGCCACCAAGGAGGUGGAUAUCAGGCGAGAAGAAAGACAAAAGGUUGAAGAAGCUGUCAAGGAGAAAGGGAUUGAUAGCGAAACUAAUAUAUCUGGAAUGUAUGAGCUUUACGCCAUGGUAACACAUAAAGGAGCUUCAGCAGAUUCUGGUCACUAUAUCGGCUGGACAAGAAAAGAAAGCGAACAUCCCAUAGCAUCAGGUGAAGAAGAAUGGUUCAAGUUCGAUGACGACAAAGUGUCUGUGGUAACAGCGGAUAAAAUCUUGUCCAUGGAUGGAGGUGGAGAGGAUUCGGUAGCUUACAUCUUACUUUACCGGUGA